ACGGUAGACAUAAUGCCUUUAGCAAGGAACGUAACAGCUUCCCGCCUUUAUCACUAAAUUUCCCGCCAUUUUUCCUGUCGUAUUCUACAACAACCAUGUCGACCACUACUCCAGGUGUAAUGAUGGUUAGUGACGAGGACGAUAAAUUAGCCGAUGACAUUGGAAUGAAAAUUCCUGCACAAGAUUGUAUUCUAUCAUGGGAUGACUUUAAAAAUCACGUUGUUGGGAAGAACUAUAUUGAAUUAUAUGAUAUAUCGGACAACGAAAUGUUUAUUUCCGGGAUGACAACAAAAGUUCACCUGCGAUAUAGCCUUUUGAAUGACACAGUUAUUAAAAGAGAUUUAAGUUUAAGGAUUGAUGAUACAAAUACCUGUGCCUAUGUACCUGGACUAGAAGAGCGCGUCGACAGUGAAAAAGCAAUAUUCCGUGCUCUUUCAGGUUUUACCGUCAGUCCAACAAGAAUGGAUUUUGUUGUCAGUUCAGACCCUAGCAAAUAUUUGUUCUAUUUCUUCUGCUAUACGGGGGAUACAAUCAUGGACGGUAGAUGUUCUCAAGGAUUAAAUGUACUUUUAGUAGAGGACAAAAGAUCUUGGCCACAAGAUGGCGAUGGCGUACCUGAAGGUCAAAUCAACCUUGAUGACAUCCCAUGGGGAGAUAUAGAGAGGACAAUGAUUCGAUGUUUUGGUCAACAGUUUCUCGAUGAUACUGACCCACAAGCAAUUUGGACAUGGAGAGGAAAAGAAUGUGCAGUUCCAGGGUCUGAUGUUUACAAUGAAGCCGUCAUGGGCACAUAGGAUAUCGUCAGUUUCUGUCGUGGUUUUAUUGUCAUUAUUUAAUCACUCAGUUAUUCUAUUAAAAGGGAAUAUAAUAUCCUCAUCACAUUCUCAAAAUUUAUUAAUUCAAGUGAAGUAAUGAUGGUUUAAUAAAGAUAUGAUAUGUAAGUCGGUUGAUAAUUUGCCAAUU
Messenger RNA from Ruditapes philippinarum (Manila clam), 963 nucleotides. RefSeq lists its product as uncharacterized. Lineage: Eukaryota; Metazoa; Mollusca; Bivalvia; Venerida; Veneridae. The record is from RefSeq and is a predicted model, not a curated record. The transcript has 6 exons. Bases 96 to 794 code for a protein of 232 amino acids.